Molecule: messenger RNA, 1755 nt
Organism: Xenopus laevis (African clawed frog)
Lineage: Eukaryota; Metazoa; Chordata; Amphibia; Anura; Pipidae
Gene: lysmd4.S
Product: LysM, putative peptidoglycan-binding, domain containing 4 S homeolog
Exons: 3
Coding region: 167-1036 (289 amino acids)
Cellular component (GO): membrane
Source: RefSeq, a predicted model, not a curated record
UCUGUGGGUAGAAUAGCGCCGCUUCCGGGGAGUUUGAUUGAGAGGGCACAUAUUGAUGUGGGAAAGUGGAUAGGAGGGAAUGGCUGGGCCCGCUACAAGUAACUCGCUGAAGUCAAGCGGACACCGGAGAAAGAUCCGAUGAGACGAAGACGGUGACGUACUGACCAUGCGUCUCCGAGAAGGGCGCACGCACUCCUUCCAGCCUCCCAGUUCAGUUCACUCCUCCUUUGACAGCCAUGUUUACACAUUCAGCAAUGGGACAGCCGAGGGAGACGGCUCUUCAGAAGAAGAAUUCGAUGUUACAGAGUUGCGAGCACGGGGGAGUGAACAGCAGCGGAUAAAUGCAUUGCGUGAAAAGCUUGGUGAUGUCAUUCUUCUGGAACGCGCCAUUACAGAGGAUGAUAACCUCAACAAACUGGCACUACAGUAUGGCUGCAAGGUCGCUGAUAUCAAGAGAGUAAACAAUCUUAUGAGAGACCAGGAUAUCUAUGCUUUAAAGACAAUCAAGAUCCCUGUCAAGGUUCAUGGGCUCCUGACAGAAAGAGCUGAUGAGCUGACUGCUCCCUACUUGAAUCCAAGUGCUCUACCUGAACCCACCGAGGAGGAGUCACGACCCUCCCUAGAAAGCAGAGACUUCACUGUUUAUUUCAAGGAGAUUGAUCAGAACAUCGAAGCUGCACAAACCAACGAUCUGUUCAAUGAGUCUUUUCCCUUGGAAUCUCCCAGCCGUCCACACCCGCGAAUGGUGGGGCAGAAGCAGCCAAAUUCAGGGGCAGACUGGGGGAUCCGAUGGUGGAAUGCAGUUGUUAUUAUGCUUUUGGUGGGGAUUGUUUUGCCAGUAUUUUAUAUAGUUUAUUUUAAAACACAGGGAGAUUCAGAAAGCGCCUUUUCCAUUGAGGGUCGGACAAAUGCCUCCACUUCUCUGAGCCCACACACGGCUACGGGCCGCUCACUGGAACAAAUGACGCAGAGAACAUCUGGUUUCUCACCCAGGAUCCUGCAGGACACACACAAACUGCUCAAUCCAGGAGACUGACAUUUCGUUUACAAGAGCAGCUUCUAAUGUGCAGAAGUCACUUUACAUCCCUUUGGUGCCAUAUGAAUCUGCUUCGCUGGCGGAUUUCAACCAGACUGUCUCAGAUGUUUCAUUUUAUCAGUAAUAUUUCAGGAGCGAUGGGAUGAACCCAUGCACACAGCCUCCCAGGUUGCCUUCUUUCUUCUCUCGACUCCGCACUUCGGAAAGAACCCAAGUUGUUCUUAUGGCUCUACCCCUGAAUCACUCACACACUUAUCCUUCUUUCAUUUAUAUGAACUCACUAACUCUAUUUAAUGUUGGUUCUUUAAGGAAACACUAGAUGGUUGAAAAAGUAUUAUUUCUAUGUUGGAAUGCAGCAGGGAGAAAAGAAAAUUGUAGUGUUGAAAGUAGAGUAGUGGUUUGCAUAUCUUUAACAGAUACUCCGUGAUCCAGCAGAAGAUGCACAAUGGUACAGGCUUGUUCUUUUAUUUGUCCGUUUCACAACCCUCUCCCGCUUCAGUGGUUCAUUCCGUGCUGAUCCACCAUGAUUUGGAAUUAGGGUUGCCAUCUGGCCGGUAAAAAUGAUGGUUGAUCCCAAUGUUAUUAAUAGAGAAAAAAGAUAAAUAUAUAGGAAGGCCGGUAUUUUUUUCCCAGAAAAGGUGGCAACCCUAUUUGGAAUGAAGCGGGUAGUUCCUGCAUUUUUACUUUAUGUCACUGCCAUUGGCGGGGCAACUAUUAUA